Saccharomycodes ludwigii is the source of this 867-nucleotide messenger RNA. It is a transcript of the gene SCS3, whose product is annotated as Scs3p. Gene Ontology annotation, cellular component: endoplasmic reticulum membrane. Gene Ontology annotation, biological process: lipid storage; lipid droplet organization; phospholipid biosynthetic process. Lineage: Eukaryota; Fungi; Ascomycota; Saccharomycetes; Saccharomycodales; Saccharomycodaceae. The record is from RefSeq and is a predicted model, not a curated record. Bases 1 to 867 code for a protein of 288 amino acids. The transcript has a single exon.
AUGAGACGUAAUAACUCCGCUAACAAUAAUCUAUUCACAGUAUUCACAUUGAUUUUAUGUCCAAUCACGCUACUACUAGGCAACAUAUUGUCAUAUUUUGACAUCCAUGUAGCACUUUCAUCGGUACAAGAUAUGAAACAUAGUAUUAUAAAUGUGUAUUUUACUAAAUUGGGUUGGUUUUGGACAUCUUUGGUUGGAUGGUGGUGUAUCAUAAGAUAUAAAGUAAUACGCCCCGGUACUGCCCCUAGCACGUUGAAUUAUGAUAUAUUUAUGUACAUUUCAAUGAUUGUUUUCUGGUAUAUCUGUUCGCAAUCUCUGAUUUUUAUUGAUUCCUCUUUGAUUGAUCUGAUUUUUAAAUUGACCGGUGGCAAAUGCAUCAUCGAUACAAGUAAUAAUAGUAAAGACAGCGUUAACAAUACCACAAUUUACAAUUCCAUUGCCUGCAAAAGAAAUGGUGGUGAUUGGAUCGGUGGACAUGAUACGAGUGGCCACAUCUUUUUAACUACUCUAAUGUUAAUGUUCUUAUUGAGUGAAUUUAAUGUUUUCGGUGUAAAAGCAAUUAAACAGAUGCAUUUCAAGAGAAUUUUAAGGAAACUCAAAUCUAUUUUCUUCCAAAUAAAUUUUAUUAAAUAUGGUUGGAAAACACCUUUAGUAUUCUGCGUGAGUUUUCUCGGGUUUGUUAAGGACUUGCUUAAUUGGUUAGUUUUAGAAAAUCCAAUAAUUUUAUUAGUAUUUUUUUGCCUAUUAUGGUGGUGGAAUUUCUUGGUCACUGCCAUCGAAUUUCAUACCAUUUUAGAACAAUAUUCGGGGCUAAUAUUAGGUUAUUCGUUUUCUGUUGUUUUAUUUUAUAUAACCGGCCUUAUAUAA